AUGUCUCCUCCAAACUAUACUGAAGUAACUGAAUUCAUCCUGCUGGGUCUAACUGCGGAUCCAGAACUGCAGAAGAUCCUUUUCAUUAUCUUUCUACUUAUCUACACCAUCACUCUGGUGGGGAAUGUGGGCAUGAUCAUGCUGAUUCAUAAGAGCCCACAACUCCAUACUCCCAUGUACUUUUUCCUCAGUCAUCUCUCCUUCGUUGAUUUAUGUUACUCUUCCAACAUCACCCCUCAGAUGCUAGUCCAUUUCCUCUCUGAGAGAAAAGCCAUCUCUUAUGCAGGAUGUUUUAUCCAGUGUCUUUCCUUCAUUGCCUUGGUGAUCACAGAAUUUUAUAUCCUUGCUUCAAUGGCCAUUGAUCGCUACGUGGCCAUCAGCAGUCCUCUGCAUUACAGCACCAAAAUGAACCAGAAUGUUUGCCUCUGCUUAGUCAUUGUUCCCUAUGUCUAUGGCUUCCUGAAUGGCCUUUCCCAGUCCAUAUUGACCUUUCACUUGUCCUUCUGUGGACCCAAUGAAAUUAACCACUUCUACUGUGCUGACCCACCUCUCCUGUUACUGUCCUGCUCUGAUGUCUAUGUCAAAAAAAUGGCCAUGUUCAUAGUAGCUGGCUUUACUCUCUUAAGCUCUCUCCUCACCAUUCUCUGUUCUUAUGUUUUUAUCUUUGUUGCCAUUUUGAGAAUCCGAUCUGCUGAAGGCAGACGCAAGGCUUUUUCUACCUGUGGAUCCCACCUGACUUCUGUUGUUCUUUUCUAUGGAACUCUCUUUUGCAUGUAUUUAAGACCUCCUUCUGAGCAGUCUGUGGAAGAAUCCAAAGUGAUUGCUGUCUUUUAUACCUUUGUGAGUCCCAUGCUAAAUCCCUUGAUCUAUAGCCUCAGAAACAAGGAUGUCAUUGAGGCCAUGAAAAAAGUAUUCCAGAAAAAAAACUUUUCAUAA
Antechinus flavipes (yellow-footed antechinus) is the source of this 936-nucleotide messenger RNA. RefSeq names its product olfactory receptor 5M10-like. Gene Ontology annotation, cellular component: membrane. Gene Ontology annotation, molecular function: G protein-coupled receptor activity; odorant binding; olfactory receptor activity. The record is from RefSeq and is a predicted model, not a curated record. The coding region runs from base 1 to 936 and encodes 311 amino acids. Gene Ontology annotation, biological process: sensory perception of smell; G protein-coupled receptor signaling pathway. NCBI's taxonomy places the organism in Eukaryota, Metazoa, Chordata, Mammalia, Dasyuromorphia, Dasyuridae. The transcript has a single exon.